CCCCGCGUGCAAGGCGCGGCGGGCCGCGCGGCCGCUCCUCCGCGAGGCUGCGCGGCGGGGCUGGCCGGGCCGGAGGAGUGCCCGGCAUGUCGCAAGUGCUCCCGGCGGCCGGCAGCGUCCUGCAGAGGAGCGUCGCGGCGCUGGGGAACCAGCCGCAGCCCCAGAGCCCAGACGAUGAUGACCGGAAGGUCCGAAGGAGAGAAAAAAACCGAGUUGCUGCUCAGAGAAGUCGGAAGAAGCAGACCCAGAAGGCUGACAAACUCCACGAGGAGUACGAGUGCUUGGAGCAGGAGAACACUGUGCUGCGGCGAGAGAUCGGGAAGCUGACAGAGGAGCUAAAGCACCUGAGCGAAGCACUGAGGGAGCACGAGAAGAUGUGUCCGCUGCUGCUGUGCCCCAUGAACUUUGUGCCGGUGCCCCGGCCGGACCCUGUGGCUGGCUGCCUGCCCCGAUGAAGCCCGAGGCUCGUCCUCCUCUGCCGACGGAGGAGCCUUGGUCUUCUUCACACCUGGUGGGGGAAGGGUUCCCUCCGUGUCUGUGUCCAGGGGGAACCGGUGGCCAGGUCACCUCCUCGGAGCUCCUGGCCGUGUCCUCAGCACACAGCUACCACAGGAUGCUCCUGAGGGCACCUCUCGGAGCCCUGAGUGGAUCCGGGC
This is a messenger RNA of Lontra canadensis (Northern American river otter), 656 nucleotides long. It is a transcript of the gene BATF3, whose product is annotated as basic leucine zipper ATF-like transcription factor 3. Gene Ontology annotation, biological process: regulation of transcription by RNA polymerase II. Bases 87 to 455 code for a protein of 122 amino acids. The record is from RefSeq and is a predicted model, not a curated record. Gene Ontology annotation, molecular function: DNA-binding transcription factor activity, RNA polymerase II-specific; RNA polymerase II cis-regulatory region sequence-specific DNA binding. Lineage: Eukaryota; Metazoa; Chordata; Mammalia; Carnivora; Mustelidae. Gene Ontology annotation, cellular component: nucleus. The transcript is spliced from 3 exons.